Molecule: messenger RNA, 1391 nt
Organism: Opisthocomus hoazin
Lineage: Eukaryota; Metazoa; Chordata; Aves; Opisthocomiformes; Opisthocomidae
Gene: GLUL
Product: glutamate-ammonia ligase
Cellular component (GO): cytoplasm
Molecular function (GO): glutamine synthetase activity
Source: RefSeq, a predicted model, not a curated record
AUGGGCCUGCUGCGGAGCGUGCAAUGUUUGCUCGCUUAUCGGGCGAGCAGCCACCGCCUCCCUGCCCGGGGGGGUUUCGUCAGCCUCCCGCAGCGCUCCAGGGGAGACUGGUCGGCCACCGCUGCUUACACAAGGAACCCCCUCGUCUGCUCUGCAGCCAUGGCCACCUCGGCGAGCUCCCACCUGAGCAAAGCCAUCAAGCACAUGUACAUGAAGCUGCCGCAGGGGGAGAAGGUCCAAGCCAUGUACAUCUGGAUCGAUGGGACUGGGGAGCACCUCCGCUGCAAAACCCGCACGCUGGACCACGAGCCCAAGAGCCUGGAAGAUCUCCCCGAGUGGAAUUUCGACGGCUCCAGCACCUUCCAGGCUGAGGGCUCCAACAGCGACAUGUACCUGCGGCCUGCUGCCAUGUUUCGGGACCCUUUUCGCAAGGAUCCAAAUAAACUCGUUCUCUGCGAGGUCUUCAAAUACAACCGCCAGUCUGCAGAGACAAAUCUCCGAUACACCUGCAAGCGGAUUAUGGAUAUGGUGUCCAACCAGCACCCCUGGUUUGGGAUGGAGCAAGAGUACACUCUUCUGGGGACAGAUGGACAUCCGUUUGGCUGGCCUUCCAACGGCUUCCCCGGACCCCAAGGUCCGUACUACUGCGGUGUAGGAGCAGACAAAGCCUACGGCAGAGACAUUGUGGAGGCCCACUACCGAGCAUGCCUUUACGCUGGCGUGAAAAUUGGAGGAACCAACGCAGAAGUGAUGCCAGCCCAGUGGGAGUUCCAGGUGGGACCAUGCGAAGGGAUUGAGAUGGGGGAUCACCUCUGGAUUGCACGCUUCAUCCUCCACCGGGUGUGCGAAGACUUCGGAGUCAUUGUGUCCUUCGAUCCCAAGCCCAUCCCUGGGAACUGGAAUGGUGCUGGUUGCCACACCAACUUCAGUACCAAGAACAUGAGGGAAGAUGGAGGUCUCAAGCACAUUGAAGAGGCCAUCGAGAAGCUGGGCAAGCGUCACCAGUACCACAUCCGUGCCUACGACCCCAAAGGGGGGCUGGACAAUGCCAGGCGCCUGACGGGUUUCCACGAGACAUCCAACAUCCACGAGUUCUCCGCUGGCGUGGCCAACCGCGGUGCCAGCAUCCGCAUCCCUAGGAACGUGGGUUAUGAGAAGAAGGGCUACUUCGAGGACCGCCGGCCCUCUGCCAACUGUGAUCCUUAUGCUGUGACAGAGGCCCUCGUCCGCACGUGUCUCCUCAACGAAACUGGAGACGAGCCUUUUGAGUACAAGAACUAAGCGGACUGGGCCCACAGACACCGCCUUCCCCCCGCACUUCCCGCACCCCUAAACAUCCCUUCUAGAUGUAAUCCCAAGGGUACAAGAUAACACGUUUCGUUUCUCAGUAA